This is a messenger RNA of Funneliformis caledonium, 323 nucleotides long. Lineage: Eukaryota; Fungi; Glomeromycota; Glomeromycetes; Glomerales; Glomeraceae. The record is from the annotation of a GenBank genome assembly.
ACAAAGCAAAUAAUCUUGAUAUUCUUCUUGAUGCAAAAGAGACUGUGGGUAAAUUAAGAGAUUACUUGAAGACAUACGAUAAAACCUACCCGGAUGUACAAUAUGAUUUUAUUGAACACGAAAGUCAUGGAACCGUCGGGGAAAUUCUAACCGAAUAUAUUUCUCUACAACAACCGAAUUUGCUAAUUAUUGGAUCAAGGAAUCUUGAAGGCUUACAAAAGGUCCGUUUGUUAUUCCCUCGAAUAUCUUCCAUUGUGUUGAGUUCAACUAGUGAAUAUUUGGUGAGACAUGUAUGCUGCCCGGUGACAAUCAUUAAACAAUGA